UUCCUCCCUCCCCUUCGCGCGCGGACGCAAUAACGGAGCUGGAGGGCAGAUUUGGGAAAGGCAUGCUCGCGCCUGCGCAGUGGGGACAUUGACGCCGUCACUUGCCCAGUUCAGGUGACGUCAGUGCCAAUCCCUCCAUUGACUUCCUAACGCUAAAAAUGGCUGAUCCUUGGCAAGAAUGCAUGGACUAUGCAAUUCUUUUGGCAAGAAAAGCUGGAGAGGUAAUCCGAGAGGCACUGACAAAGGAGAUAGCUGUCAUGAUUAAAAGUUCUCCAGCAGAUCUAGUGACAGUCACUGAUCAAAAAGUGGAAAAUAUGUUAAUUUCUUCUAUAAAAGAAAAAUAUCCAUCUCACAGCUUCAUUGGAGAAGAGUCAGUUGCAGCUGGUGCAGGAAGUGCUUUGACGGAUAAUCCCACUUGGAUUAUUGACCCUAUUGAUGGAACUACUAACUUUGUGCACAGGUUUCCCUUUGUGGCAGUUUCAAUUGGCUUUGUGGUAAAGAAGCAGAUGGAAUUUGGGAUUGUGUAUAGCUGCAUAGAAGACAAAAUGUAUACUGCCAGAAAAGGAAAAGGAGCAUUUUGCAAUGGGGAAAAGCUCCAAGUAUCACAGCAGCAUGAUAUUACAAAAGCACUCUUAGUGUCGGAACUGGGAUCCAACCGUGAUCCAGAAGUUAUAAAAACAGUUCUUUCCAACAUGCAAAGACUCCUCAGCAUUCCUGUUCAUGGGAUCAGAGCAGUUGGGACAGCAGCUGUAAAUAUGUGCCUGGUGGCAACAGGAGGAGCAGAUGCCUAUUAUGAGAUGGGAAUUCAUUGCUGGGAUAUGGCAGGAGCUGGAAUUAUCAUUACUGAAGCAGGCGGUGUGCUGCUAGACGUCUCAGGAGGGCCAUUCGAUUUGAUGUCAAGAAGAAUAAUUGCUGCAAAUAGUCAAGCACUGGCAGAGCGAAUUGCCAAAGAGAUUCAGGUCAUUCCAUUGCAACGGGAUGAUGCAACAAAUUAGUGUCUUAAUUGCAUCCUCUAUGUGAUUCUUGUCAGCUGGUCUGAAUAUUUCAAAAGAGCUUUCUGUGAGAAGAAACCCUACCCUUUGCACUUGAGUAGUGUAGCAGGCAAGCAUGGGACACGUAUAAAAACCCCUGACAUUUCAAAGCCUGAACUUUAAAUCCCUGCCACUUUCAAAGCUUCUGAAAAUUUCUUUUCUCUUUACAAAUGCCACAUGGACAUUCGGAAAAAUUUUUUUUAAGUGUUGUGAUUUUCAGUUUCUGAAAAAAAUAUUAUGGAAAUUAGGGAAAGAUUAUUUUAUCUCAGGAUUUAAUAUUUUGUAUGUAUAUGUACCAUGUAGUUUCUUCAUAGUUCAGCCUUAGUACAUUUCACAGCAAGAUUAUUGAACCUAUGUACACAUUGAAUAUUGUAUGUGUUCUUUUCUGUACAUGCUGAAAAACCCCACACAAUUCUUAAAACAAGAAUAGAGAGCAAGUGCCCCUGCAGAUGUUGGAUUGUAAUGCCAGUGAUUUCUAACCAUUGGUUAUCUUUACUAGGGCUGCCAUGAAACUGCAUCUAGAGGACCACAUGUAUUUCAUGGCUGAAUACUUUAAGAGAGAAAGAGAUUGGGAAAAGUCCAGAAAUAUUGUUAACAAGAGAAAAUAAAAUGUAAGGUUACAAACCCACAAUUGCAGAGACUUGCUUUUGUAAUCUGAAGAGUAAACUAGAUACCAUCCUGGCAAAUCCACAGUACCAAAUGCACAUUUGUAACUGAUAGAGUAAAAUAUUUAUUUUAAUCUCGUGUAUGAAGAUCAGUAGAAUUUAAGAACAAUUUUGUGAUUCCCCAAUGAGAAUUCCAAUAUAUUGAGAAUUCCUAUUUAUUUAUGUAUUUAUUUAUUUUAAUUUCUAUGCCACUUUUCUCCCAGAAAGGAACCCAAGGUGGCUCAUAAAAUUAAAAACAAUUAAAAUCAGCCAUCUAAAAGCAGUAUUAAAUGACAUAAAAACGUACAGAAGUUAAAAAACAUCUAAAGCAACACCUUGUCGUAUAAAAGCCUCCUUGACAGGAUUAUAUAUUAAAAGCCCGCUUGAAUAAAGAUAUCUUUGCCUGCUGGCAAAAAGAAAGCAGGGAGGGGGCCAGCCUAACCUUGCAUAUAUACUCACAAGAUAUUUCAAGAGUUCUCCACCCAAAAAAAGAAAACAAAACCAAGAUCCAGAGCUUCUGAAACAUAGCAUGUGUUAGUCAUUUGUGGUCUCCCAUCUGAGUGGUAUUCAUGGGGGGGGGAGGUGUUUUCUUCCUUUUUUCUUUUCUUUACCCUCCUUUUUUUUUAAACAAAAGUAUAUAAUUUUUAAAAUGACCUGGAACCUUACAUUGCAUGAGACAGUACCCCAGCAACAAAUUGCAGUGGAUUUCCGGAGACAUUUUUGUUGCAGCUGUUGUUUGUCCCUAAAUACAACCACACACCGAGUAGGUGGCUGAAACUCAUAGACACUCUUUUAAAAUGUUUAAAAUGCAUACCUUAUAGGCAUCAUUCUGAAUCAAUUCUGCAAGAAAAGGUGACAGUGGAGUAUUAGGAUCUGCUCCCAUUUCUGUUUAGUUAGUUUUAACUAUCAGUCUCUAAAACUGUAUAUCCAGUCUGAAUAUAAUGGAUCAUGCCACAUUCAUUAAUUCCUUAAAAACAGUUCAAAUAAGAUACGUUUGACAAGUGUACAAUUUUUUAAAAAGAAUAAAGGAAAAUAUACAAAAUCCAUGGUGUGUGUGUUAUAUACAACUUUGUGCAACCCAUCACUUUGGCAGUAUGAACAAACAAGGGGAGGGUUAAACUUGCUUCUCUUUAAUAUUUUGGAAAAGGGGUAUUACGUCUUUUUUUUUUUACUGCAGCUCUUAAAUAACUUCCUAAAAAUGCCUUUAACUGAGUAAAUUACUACCUGUAGGUGUGCAGUGGUUAACCUUCAACCAGUAGAGGGACUCAGUUCACCAAAUUAGAAUGUUUAUUUCUCCUACUAUUAUGCUGAUACACUACUGUAAUAUGCUUGUCACUUUAUAAAGCAAACUUUUCCUUUUCAGUUGUAUCUUCUCGUCUCCAUACAUUUGCUGCUGUUGACAGGCCAGAUAAUGCCAGUACUCUCUCUUGUGUGCGGUAUACUUUAUGCUAUAUGGCUUUUCACGUGCACCAAUGCUUCACAGGCUAUCUAUCUACCACCACCACCUCCACCACCAUUCCCUUCUCCUUUUGUGUUGUGUCUUUUUAGAUUGUAAGCCUGAGGGCAGGGAACCAUCUAUUAUCCCCUCUGUUGUAAGCCGUCUGGAUUCUCAGUG
Messenger RNA from Sceloporus undulatus (fence lizard), 3290 nucleotides. It is a transcript of the gene IMPA1, whose product is annotated as inositol monophosphatase 1. The record is from RefSeq and is a predicted model, not a curated record. Lineage: Eukaryota; Metazoa; Chordata; Lepidosauria; Squamata; Phrynosomatidae. Gene Ontology annotation, molecular function: inositol monophosphate 1-phosphatase activity. Bases 159 to 995 code for a protein of 278 amino acids. The transcript is spliced from 9 exons. Gene Ontology annotation, biological process: inositol metabolic process; phosphatidylinositol phosphate biosynthetic process; signal transduction.